Brassica napus (rape) is the source of this 657-nucleotide messenger RNA. RefSeq names its product 40S ribosomal protein S15a-1. NCBI's taxonomy places the organism in Eukaryota, Viridiplantae, Streptophyta, Magnoliopsida, Brassicales, Brassicaceae. Gene Ontology annotation, cellular component: ribosome; cytosolic small ribosomal subunit. Gene Ontology annotation, molecular function: structural constituent of ribosome. The transcript is spliced from 4 exons. Gene Ontology annotation, biological process: translation. Bases 138 to 530 code for a protein of 130 amino acids. The record is from RefSeq and is a predicted model, not a curated record.
AUAUAUGUACAAAAGGCCAAGUGGAUCAUGUCCCUAACCCUAGUUUUCAUUCCGCCUUCCAGCUCUUCUUUUUAUCUCUACUUCCAGACUAACGAGAGGCGUCGGCGCGGCUGCUACUUCAAUCUCAAGUUUGAAGAAUGGUGAGAAUCAGUGUCCUAAACGACGCUCUGAAGAGCAUGUACAAUGCAGAGAAGAGGGGAAAGAGGCAGGUUAUGAUCAGGCCUUCUUCCAAAGUCAUCAUCAAGUUCCUUAUCGUCAUGCAAAAGCACGGUUACAUUGGGGAGUUUGAGUAUGUUGAUGACCACAGGUCUGGUAAGAUCGUCGUUGAGCUUAAUGGAAGGCUGAACAAGUGUGGUGUUAUCAGUCCUCGUUUUGAUGUUGGUGUCAAGGAGAUUGAGGGUUGGACCGCUCGUCUUCUUCCUUCCCGACAGUUUGGUUACAUUGUCCUGACUACUUCAGCUGGAAUCAUGGAUCACGAAGAAGCAAGGAGAAAGAAUGUGGGUGGCAAGGUUCUUGGCUUUUUUUACUGAUGCCGCAGCUUCACGACUUCUUGUUUAAUCGGGUUGUAUUUCACUGUUUUUUCGACUCGUCGAUUGCUCUUUAUGAACUCAGAUGCUUUAGACGCUUAUAGGAGAAAUAGACCAAUUUAUUUCGAUU